Bemisia tabaci is the source of this 1513-nucleotide messenger RNA. Its product is annotated as glyoxylate reductase/hydroxypyruvate reductase. Gene Ontology annotation, molecular function: NAD binding; glyoxylate reductase (NADPH) activity; hydroxypyruvate reductase (NADH) activity. NCBI's taxonomy places the organism in Eukaryota, Metazoa, Arthropoda, Insecta, Hemiptera, Aleyrodidae. The record is from RefSeq and is a predicted model, not a curated record. Gene Ontology annotation, cellular component: cytosol.
UAUGUCGAUAAACCUAAAGUUCUUUUAGCGCGAUGUGAUUACUUGGAAUCAGCAGUUGAAUUAUUAAGACAACAUUUUGAUGUGGAGUGCUGGGACAACGUGAACAAUGGAGACGAUUCUAAGGAAAAACUUGUCGAGCUUAUCCGAGGAAAAUUUGGUGUGGUCAUCGACUCACAACAAAAAAUCGACCUCGAUAUCAUCGCUGCUGGAGGUUCGACUCUGCGUGUAGUCAGCACAGUUUCUACGGGCGUGGAUAAUGUGGAUCUUGAGGCUUUGAGAAGGCAUCGCGUUCGGCUUGGUUCCGCCUCCGGUGUCAACUUAGAGGCAACCGCUGAACUCACCGUUGCAUUAUUAUUAGUGACGUCACGGAGAAUUGUUCAGGGCAUAGACGCAGUUAAAAAUGGUGGCUGGAGCUCGACAUUAAAUCAUCCAUGGUUGAACGGUCAAGGAUUGCACGAUUCCACCGUCGGUAUUAUAGGAUAUGGUCGAAUCGGUCACUCUGUAGCCAUGAAGCUGAAGAGCUUUCUGCCAAAACAGAUCCUAUACACAAGCAGAGCAGAAAAACCUACUGGGGCUGAGAUAGGUGCUGUGUUCACAGACCUCGAUACUUUACUGCGAUCUAGUGAUUUUGUCGUCCUCACCAUUGCCUUGACUCCAGAGACAGCAGGCAUCAUGAGUCGAAGUAAAAUAGCUCUUAUGAAGAAGAACGCUGUUUUUGUGAAUACUGGAAGGGGUGCACUUGUUGAUCAAGACGCUCUAGUGGAGGCUCUUCAGCAAAAGAAAAUUUUUGGUGCAGGUCUGGAUGUCAUGACUCCUGAACCGCUCCCUCUCGACCAUCCUUUGCAAAGGCUUGAAAAUUGUGUAUUACUACCUCAUAUGGGAUGGAGCUCAUCCAAAUCAAAAGAGGACAUGUUUCACCUGGCAGCCAAUAACGCCAUAGCUGUUUUAAAAGGAGCUCCAAUGCCUGCCGAGUAUGUCUUGUAGCAACAUGCACGACGGGACUCUUUUUGGCUACUACCAUAUGUAUCUGCGUGUUUAGCUAAUAAUACUAUGACAUGAUAUGCAACGUAUCACUGUCAUAGUGGUAUGAUGUAUAUACCAUUUAAUAUAGUUACCAUCAAGUACCAACAGCCAAAAGUACACCCUGUCUGCGUUUCGAUCACGAUGCUCUGAAAGUGAUUGCAAUUUGCCUCGCCAUUUCUGUUUUCCUUCUUAUCAGCUCCUUGAUGGUCUUAACUUGGUCAAUUAUUGUUCAUCGUUCACAUAAAUUAUGCCCUAAAUAUAGAGCGGCAAAAGUAUUGUAUUGUAAAAAUCUCUUUGUGUAAAGUCAUUUGACACACAUCUUUUGUCAUCAUGUUUGACGAUAUUUUUUAGAAAUCCGAAUCCAUAAAACUAUAAAACGACUAUCGGUGACUUACAAGUAUUCAAUGUCUUUAUGUGUCGUGAGAGAAGUCACCUAGAUUGUAAAUUAUCGCGUGAACCAUGACAUAAAAUUAAAAUGCAGUUAAAAAUA